Molecule: messenger RNA, 2643 nt
Organism: Talaromyces atroroseus
Lineage: Eukaryota; Fungi; Ascomycota; Eurotiomycetes; Eurotiales; Trichocomaceae
Exons: 3
Coding region: 1-2643 (880 amino acids)
Biological process (GO): positive regulation of transcription by RNA polymerase I; positive regulation of rRNA processing
Cellular component (GO): nucleolus
Molecular function (GO): RNA binding; protein binding
Source: RefSeq, a predicted model, not a curated record
AUGUCCCCGUUAGGGAAACCGGCCAAGCGACAGCGGCCCACGGACGUCAAAGUUGUUGACUCGCCGUCCCGACCAAAACGUCUCAAGACCGAUCAAGAAUUACAAAUUGUGCACAGGAAAAAUGCCACCGAACCUUCGUCGAAUAUGCUAGAGGUAGCAGUCAAAGCGUCGUCUGACUGGUCUUUUGACCUCAUGUUUCGAGGCCAUAUUCAUGACCUUGACCCGAUUUUCUCCACAGACGAGAAAUAUCUUUUCUUGAGCCGCGGAGAUGCUAUUCAGGUAUACUCCAUGUCAACGCAUCGACCAGUCAAGACCCUCACAACAAGAGAUGCCUCGCAUGUAACCGGACUAAAGCUUGCUUCGUCGGACUCUCAACAUAUAUACGUAUCAACCUCGUCGGGCAAACUCAUACGAUGGAAUUGGGAAACCAGUCAAGAAGUCACGACUCGGUCGGAUUUCUUAAAAGUGGUCACGUAUGAGAUCGUUUCCGUCAAAGCUCAAGAAGAGGAAGAAGAAGGGCGCAUGACAUAUUUUGCCGUUAAAGAGACAAAAGGACGAUGCAACAUAAUCACGAAUGCAGCCUGGCAAAAUUCAGCCGAUAUCACUAUACUGCAGAACACGAACUAUAUCAAUCAAUUGAGAGUUCUUCAAGGCGGGCAAGUCGUUGUUGCGUGUGGUCGCCAGCAUAUCAUCAUCGGCACUUUGCGCCCAUCAUCCGGUAACAAGGGACAAAACAAUGAAUAUGAGUGGAGAGAAUUCAGGCUCCCCGUGAAACAAAUUACUUGUCUGGAUGUUCAAGAGACUCGUCCUGCCACUGCUGGAAAAGACUCGAAUGUGGCUACGUCAAUUAACAUAGCCGUUGGCGAUGCAUCUGGGGCCAUUCUCGUUUAUAACGAUGCUCUCAAUUUAAUCGGUGGUGAUGGUGCUGGUCUACCCCUGCUUCAACGGUUGCAUUGGCACCGUGAGCCCGUCGCCUCUCUUCGAUGGUCACGAGACGGAGGAAAGGAGUCUGUCAUCGUCUUCUGGCAGCUUGAUUCUGGACGUCGAAACUUCUUGCCGCAUUUGCCAUCACCUAUUCGCAGCAUCACAAUUUCUUCGGGCGGUGCUUUGUAUGCAGUCCAGCUCGCGGACAAGUCUAUCACCGUGAUUUCAGCAACCGAAUUGCAUUCGGUGGCCACUAUAGAUGGAUUACAAUUGCCAUCUUUGGUCGACACCAACGACAAAGCCGCUACUCGGAAUCUGGAAGGGAAAUAUCCCGCUGUCAUUCAUCCCCUCCAGCCUGAGCGAUUAUUAGUAGCAAUUCCCGAUGGCGACUCUCAAAGCCUCUCGUACCUUCAGACAUUCAAUAUCCAAACUGGGUCCCAUAUUUCUCGACAGGCUCUUACAAGGACAAACGUUACUACUUUGAACAAAGGCCCCGAAGGAACGCCAAUUCUACCGCCAAGUGUGGAACUGAUGGAGCUUGGCAUGAACGGAGAGUGGCUUGCUACUGUCGAUACCUGGACUCCGUCGCAGCGAGACGUCGAAGCGGUAUCGUCUGCUCUUCACUCCAGCAACGUGCAACGAAGUGAGAUAUUCUUGAAGUUCUGGCGUUGGAGUGAAGCGCGCGAGAUCUGGGAAUUAGCUGCGCGGGUUGAAUCUCCUCAUGUGGCUGCAUCUGGCGAGCCCGCCAAAGUCCUUUCUCUUAAGGCUCGACCGGACCGAUCUGAAUUUGUCACAUUUGGUGGGGAUGGUACGCUCAGAGUCUGGCAACCUGUUUUGCGUCAUGGGGGCUCUUCGAGAGCUCAAAAUCGUUCGGAUUUCGUGGAGCAUACUUGGAAGAGCCAGCAUUCAGUGAAGUUGACUGGGAGGAACACUGCGAAUGAUGCUAACUAUAAGCUGCCCAGCCGCGUGAUGAGUUUCUCUGAAGAUGGAUCCAUUGUUGCUGUGUGCGUGAAGAACGUCGUUCAUCUUAUUGACUCUCGGCAGUGGACCGUCAACUGCAGUCGUAAUGCGUUCACUUCCGAGAGGAUACGAACCAUCGGGUGGCUAGGACGCUCUCUAGUUAUCCUGUCAGAACUGUCCCUUACCAUAUGGGAUGUCGUCGAUAAUGUGCUCAGAACUCCCGUGCAACCAGACAUGGCGGGCAAAGGAUCCUCUCAUAAAUACAUCGCACUAGCCGUGGAUUCCACUAAAAAUACUUUUGCAGUUGUGACCCGCAUGGCAGGCCUAGUGAAUCCGCAGGGCCACAACUCGGUUUACGGCAUAGCCGUGUACAGCCCCUCCACCAUGGCGACUUUAUUCGAAACCGUGCUGGAAAAACCUCCGCUUCAAUUGCUAGCCGAUCCAAGCACUGGAGGCUACAUUGUUAUAGACCAUGCAGCCAAUAUUUGGCGACUCGGUGGUGGAAACAGCAGGUCUCAGGCGCUCGCGUUGCCCGCGGACGAAAAUGAACAACGCACUGCGGCUGCUGGCUUGGGUGAUAUUUUUGGCCGUCUAGGCCAGAAAGUGCUGGAAGGCCGAAGUUUUGCAGCCCAACAAGCUUCUUCGACACUCACAUUACAGAGCCUUGGGGGAAUAUUCGACCGUGCUCCGCCUUUUGCACUGCCGCCUGCCACGGCGCUGUUUAAGGAUGUUAUCAGUUCGCUCGUCUCGAGUUCCUGA